AUGUCAGUCAUCCAAUAUAUCCAUGAUCUUGUAAAUAAUUUGGAGCAGGGCAACAUCGAUCACUGUUUAUCCAAUGCCAUAGACUUGUCGAAUUUCGAUGAAUUAUCCAAGACAGAUUCUGAUUUACUAAAUGCACUCGAAUUGAAUCUAAAGAAAAUAGCUCAACGUCAGCUGCAAUUAGAAACUGAAAAUUUAAGAAGCCGCAUAAUGAUCCAGCAACAACAUCAACUACUUACAGCACAUGGUCACGAGGAAAAGGUCAUGAGCCGAAACCAUCAGCAGACGGAAAAAAACAACAAUAAACACGAAGAAGAUGGCGAUGAUGGAGGAGGAGGUGGAGGAGAUGGAGGGUCGAGUCGCAAUGAGAGCGAAGAGAAUGGCGGAGAAUGUCGCAUAAGCACUACCACGCCUGAGGAUAAUCUAACAUCCAUCCAUGGUUCAUCAUUGCUCGACAAAUUGGAAAACUCGUACCGUCAACAUCAACAGAAGAGCUACUUUGCAAUCGAUGCCUUGAAUAACAAUGCUACAUCUACUACAUCUACUAACACUAAUGCUGCUGCUGGUCUUGCUGCUACUUCUUCAUCGUCUACCACUUCUGCUAUGCCCCCCUUUAAUAUCUCUGCUACUGCUACUGCUUAUCCUGUCUAUUUUGGCGCCACAAUGUCGCCAUCUAUCAUUUCCUUCCCUGCUGCUACUGUUCAAACUAGUUCUGAUAAUAUUGUAUGUCCUGAUUGUGUUAUUCAAGCCGUCAAAGUCGCUUCUGGUGUAUUCAAUGGAGAUCUCGGCCGUCGUAUCACUUGUAAACAUGAAAGAUGUGUUGUCCCUGGCGCUGAUGUCGAGCCGAAUGCUCCUAUCAAUACCCUGAAAAAUGCUGUCAAUGCCAUGGCUGAUAGACUCCAGAUUGUUGCUGAUGAAGUUAGUUUUGUUGCCCAUGAAACUGCUGUGAAUGGUAAACUCGGUGUACAAGCUCGUUGUGGCAAUGACAUGAAAGGAUUCUGGCAUGAUUUUGUUGUGAAUUUGAAUAGCAUGACUCAAAGCCAUCUUGAACAAGUGAGGGACAUUGCUGAUGUAUCAACUGCCAUUGCUCGAGGUGAUCUUAGCAAGGCAAUGACUGUACCUGUGAAGGGUGAAACUCUUUUGCUCAAAAAUACAUUCAACACUAUGGUUAAUCAAUUGAAUUUGUUUGCCUCUGAAGUCUCGAGAGUGGCCCAUGAAGUUGGUACUGAAGGAAAGUUGGGCGCUCAAGCUAAAGUACAAGGUGCUGAUGGCAUCUGGAAGGAACUUACUGAUAAUGUAAAUACAAUGGCUGCAAAUUUGACAAAUCAAGUGCGGGAUAUCGCUCAAGUGUCGAAAUCGGUUGCUCGUGGUGAUUUGACUAAAAAGGUCACUGUAGAAGUGAGAGGUGAAAUGCUGGACCUCAAAAAUACAAUUAAUACCAUGGUGGAUCAGCUGUCUAUAUUUGCCACAGAAGUAACCAGAGUGUCGCUGGAAGUUGGAACAGAAGGCAUUUUGGGUGGUCAAGCCAUAGUCAAGGAUGUAGGCGGCACAUGGAAAGAUUUAACAGAUAAUGUCAACAUGAUGGCGACAAAAAUUACAAACCAAGUUCGAGAUAUUGCAGUAGUUGCGAAGGCAGUUGCUAGAGGCGAUUUAUCAAAGAAAGUGAAAGCAAAUGCCCAGGGCGAAGUGCUAGAAUUGAAAAAUACAAUGAACAAAAUGGUGGAUCAACUCAUUCUAUUUUCUGCUGAAGUGCGGCGAGUGUCUCUAGAGGUAGGAGUCGAAGGCAAGCUAGGUGGUCAGGCUGUAGUCAAAGAUGUCGGUGGUGCCUGGAAGGAUCUAACGGACAAUGUCAAUACUAUGGCGGCCAAUCUGACCACACAAGUACGGUCUAUUGCUGAAGUAACCAAAGCAGUGGCCAUGGGAGACCUGUCUAAAAAGAUUGAAGUUGAAACACGUGGCGAGAUCUUGGACCUGAAAAACACUGUGAAUGACAUGGUAGAUCAGCUCCGUGUAUUUGCAUCCGAGGUCACGAGAGUGGCGCGUGAAGUAGGCACAGAAGGAAAGCUAGGCGGCCAAGCGAGGGUGCCGAAUGUGGACGGUACCUGGAAAGAUCUCACCGAUAAUGUGAACACCAUGGCUACCAACUUAACAACUCAGGUGCGUUCCAUUGCCGUGGUCACCAAAGCAGUUGCGAAUGGUGAUUUGUCGAAAAAGAUUCAAGUGGAUGUCAGUGGUGAAAUCUCUGAUCUCAAGGACACAGUGAAUAACAUGGUGGAUCAGUUGAGAGUGUUUGCUUCUGAGGUCACUCGUGUAGCUCGGGAGGUGGGAACCGAGGGCAAACUAGGCGGUGAAGCUAUUGUACCUAGUGUCAGUGGUACCUGGAAAGAUCUCACUGAUAAUGUGAAUACGAUGGCUAGUAAUCUAACGACCCAAGUGCGUUCGAUUGCGGUGGUGACCAAAGCUGUAGCGAAAGGCGAUCUCUCUAAGAAAAUUGAUGUCGAAACACAAGGCGAAAUCUUGGAUCUCAAGAACACAGUUAACAGUAUGGUGGAUCAGCUGAAUGUGUUUGCUGCUGAGGUUACUCGAGUUGCCAAGGAAGUUGGCACUGAUGGCAAAUUAGGCGGUCAGGCUUUAGUUCCUAAUGUGGAUGGUACCUGGAUGGAUCUUACAGAUAACGUGAAUCAUAUGGCCACAAACCUUACGAAUCAGGUUAGAUCUAUUGCAGAGGUCACCAAAGCUGUUGCAUUAGGCGACCUUUCAAAGAAGAUCGAGGUGGAAUCUGGUGGCGAAAUUCUUGAUCUCAAGAACAUCGUCAACAACAUGGUGGAUCAAUUGCGUGUAUUUGCCUCUGAAGUUACGCGUGUAUCCAAGGAAGUUGGUACGGAAGGAAAAUUAGGCGGUCAAGCUGUCGUUCAAGGCGUUGCGGGUACCUGGAACGAGCUCACGGACAAUGUGAACAUCAUGGCAGCCAAUUUGACAAACCAAGUCAGAUCCAUUGCUGAAGUGACUAAGGCUGUGGCUAAUGGCGACCUUUCCAAAAAGAUUGAAGUAGAAUCUGGUGGCGAAAUACUGGAGCUCAAGAACAUUGUCAAUAACAUGGUGGAUCAACUUCGAAUCUUUGCAUCUGAGGUAACGCGUGUCUCUAAGGAAGUCGGCACUGAAGGCAAAUUGGGAGGCCAAGCGAUGGUUCCUAAUGUAGCAGGCACCUGGUAUGAACUCACAGACAAUGUUAACAUUAUGGCUGCCAAUCUUACCACGCAGGUGAGAUCCAUUGCUGAGGUUACCAAAGCUGUCGCUCUAGGUGAUCUAUCCAAGAAAAUCGAGGUUGAGACCAGAGGUGAAAUCCUAGAAUUGAAGGACAUUGUCAAUGGAAUGGUGGAUCAGUUGCGUAUCUUUGCCUCCGAAGUAACUCGUGUCUCUAAAGAAGUAGGCACAGAUGGUAAACUAGGUGGCCAAGCAAGCGUGCCCAAUGUGGCAGGCACCUGGUACGAGCUCACAGAUAACGUCAACAUCAUGGCUGCAAACCUAACUACGCAAGUAAGAUCUAUUGCUGAGGUAACAAAAGCGGUUGCUAGUGGUGAUCUCUCUAAGAAGAUCGAAGUAGAAACCAGAGGCGAGAUUCUCGACUUAAAGAAUACUGUGAAUGAAAUGGUCGAUCAACUGCGUGUAUUUGCCUCUGAGGUUACUCGUGUUGCUCGUGAAGUAGGAACAGAAGGAAAGCUGGGCGGUCAAGCUCGUGUGCCUAACGUGGAUGGCACUUGGAAAGAUCUAACUGAUAAUGUCAAUACGAUGGCCACCAAUCUUACAAAUCAAGUCAGAUCUAUUGCUGAGGUCACUAAAGCUGUUGCUCUUGGUGAUCUAUCCAAGAAGAUUGAGGUGGAAUCAGGUGGUGAAAUCCUAGACCUCAAGAAUAUCGUCAAUUCCAUGGUCGAUCAGCUCCGUAUCUUUGCUUCUGAGGUUACCAGAGUCGCAAAGGAAGUCGGUACAGAAGGAAAGCUCGGCGGUCAAGCUACUGUGGAAGGUGUAGCAGGGACUUGGAUGGACCUCACUGACAACGUCAAUACGAUGGCAGCCAACCUAACCACCCAAGUCCGUUCAAUCGCUCAAGUGACUAAAGCUGUGGCAAAGGGUGAUCUCUCAAAGAAGAUUGAAGUAGAGACCCGUGGUGAAAUGUUGGAUUUGAAGGACACUAUCAAUGAUAUGGUUGGCCAGCUUCGUGUGUUUGCGUCUGAAGUUACGCGUGUGUCCAAAGAAGUCGGUACGGAAGGCAAACUUGGUGGCCAGGCAGUCGUUCAAGGCGUAGCUGGUACCUGGUACGAAUUGACUGAUAAUGUGAACAUCAUGGCAGCCAAUUUGACAAACCAAGUGAGAUCCAUUGCGGAAGUGACCAAGGCCGUAGCAUUAGGUGAUCUAUCAAAGAAGAUUGAAGUGGAAUCUGGUGGUGAAAUCCUAGAUCUAAAGAACAUUGUGAACAACAUGGUGGAUCAACUGCGUAUCUUUGCCUCUGAAGUAACUCGUGUCUCUAAAGAAGUGGGAACCGAGGGUAAGCUAGGUGGCCAAGCAGUAGUUCAAGGCGUUGCGGGUACCUGGAAUGAGUUGACUGAUAAUGUCAAUAUCAUGGCUGCUAACCUGACAAACCAAGUCCGGUCCAUUGCAGAGGUAACCAAGGCUGUUGCCAGUGGUGAUUUGUCCAAGAAGAUUGAAGUCGAAACCCGUGGUGAAAUCCUUGAUCUCAAGAUCACUGUCAAUUCCAUGGUUGAUCAGCUUCGUAUUUUUGCAUCAGAAGUAACCAGAGUCGCAAAGGAAGUCGGUACAGAAGGAAAGCUCGGCGGUCAAGCUACUGUGGAAGGUGUAGCAGGGACUUGGAUGGACCUCACUGACAACGUCAAUACGAUGGCAGCCAACCUAACCACCCAAGUGCGUUCUAUUGCUCAAGUGACUAAAGCUGUAGCCAAUGGCGACUUAUCCAAAAAGAUCGAAGUAGAAACUCGAGGUGAAAUUCUGGAUCUCAAGGAUACAGUAAAUGACAUGGUAGACCAGUUGAGAGUGUUCGCUGCAGAGGUAACGCGUGUUUCCAAGGAAGUAGGCACUGAAGGAAAGCUUGGCGGACAAGCAAUGGUAGAAGGUGUUGCUGGUACAUGGCUGGACCUAACUGACAAUGUUAAUACUAUGGCUGCAAACCUAACGACGCAAGUGCGUUCCAUUGCUCAAGUCACUAAGGCCGUUGCGUUGGGAGAUUUGUCAAAGAAGAUUGAAGUUGAAACUCGAGGUGAAAUCUUGGAGCUCAAGGAUAUCGUCAAUGGCAUGGUGGAUCAGCUACGUAUCUUUGCGUCUGAAGUUACGCGUGUGUCCAAAGAAGUCGGUACGGAAGGCAAACUUGGUGGCCAGGCAGUCGUUCAAGGCGUAGCUGGUACCUGGUACGAAUUGACUGAUAAUGUGAACAUCAUGGCAGCCAAUUUGACAAACCAAGUGAGAUCCAUUGCGGAAGUGACCAAGGCCGUAGCAUUAGGUGAUCUAUCAAAGAAGAUUGAAGUGGAAUCUGGCGGCGAAAUCUUGGAGCUGAAGAAUAUAGUGAAUAAUAUGGUCGAUCAGCUUAGAAUCUUUGCCUCUGAGGUCACUCGUGUAUCGAAGGAAGUCGGUACGGAGGGCAAGCUUGGUGGCCAGGCUGUCGUUCAAGGUGUAGCAGGUACCUGGAACGAGCUCACGGACAAUGUCAACAUCAUGGCUGCUAAUUUGACAACACAAGUAAGAUCCAUUGCUGAGGUGACCAAGGCAGUUGCAAGUGGCGAUUUGUCAAAGAAAAUCGAAGUAGAGACUCGUGGUGAGAUUUUGGAUUUGAAGAAUAUUGUCAACUCUAUGGUCGAUCAACUGCGUGUAUUUGCCUCUGAGGUUACUCGUGUUGCUCGUGAAGUAGGAACAGAAGGAAAGCUGGGCGGCCAAGCUCGUGUGCCUAACGUGGAUGGCACUUGGAAAGAUCUAACUGAUAAUGUCAAUACGAUGGCCACCAAUCUUACAAAUCAAGUCAGAUCUAUUGCUGAGGUCACUAAAGCUGUUGCUCUUGGUGAUCUAUCCAAGAAGAUCGAGGUGGAAUCAGGUGGUGAAAUCCUAGACCUCAAGAAUAUCGUCAAUUCCAUGGUCGAUCAGCUCCGUAUCUUUGCUUCUGAGGUUACCAGAGUUGCAAAGGAAGUCGGUACAGAAGGAAAGCUCGGCGGUCAAGCUACUGUGGAAGGCGUCGCUGGCACUUGGAUGGAUUUAACCGACAAUGUAAACACGAUGGCAGCUAAUCUUACCACGCAAGUGCGUUCUAUUGCUCAAGUGACUAAAGCUGUGGCAAAUGGUGAUUUGUCAAAAAAGAUUGAAGUAGAAACUCGAGGCGAAAUUCUUGAUCUUAAAGACACAGUGAAUGACAUGGUGGACCAAUUGAAUGUGUUUGCAGCAGAAGUUACACGUGUUGCCAAAGAAGUAGGUACAGAGGGCAAACUAGGUGGUCAAGCCAAGGUGGAAGGUGUCGCUGGUACCUGGAUGGAUUUGACAGAUAACGUCAACACCAUGGCCGCUAAUUUGACGACGCAGGUACGCUCUAUCGCUCAAGUCACUAAGGCCGUUGCGUUGGGAGAUUUGUCAAAGAAGAUUGAAGUUGAAACUCGAGGUGAAAUCUUGGAGCUCAAGGAUAUCGUCAAUGGCAUGGUGGAUCAGCUACGUAUCUUUGCGUCUGAAGUUACGCGUGUGUCCAAAGAAGUCGGUACGGAAGGCAAACUUGGUGGCCAGGCAGUCGUUCAAGGCGUAGCUGGUACCUGGUACGAAUUGACUGAUAAUGUGAACAUCAUGGCAGCCAAUUUGACAAACCAAGUGAGAUCCAUUGCGGAAGUGACCAAGGCCGUAGCAUUAGGUGAUCUAUCAAAGAAGAUUGAAGUGGAAUCUGGUGGUGAAAUCCUAGAUCUAAAGAACAUUGUGAACAACAUGGUGGAUCAACUGCGUAUCUUUGCCUCUGAAGUAACUCGUGUCUCUAAAGAAGUGGGAACCGAGGGUAAGCUAGGUGGCCAAGCAGUAGUUCAAGGCGUUGCGGGUACCUGGAAUGAGUUGACUGAUAAUGUCAAUAUCAUGGCUGCUAACCUGACAAACCAAGUCCGGUCCAUUGCAGAGGUAACCAAGGCUGUUGCGAAUGGCGAUCUCUCCAAGAAGAUCCAUGUUGAGACUCGCGGCGAAAUUCUCGAACUUAAGAUUACUGUGAACUCCAUGGUGGAUCAAUUAAGAGAGUUCUCAUCUGAAGUUACUCGUGUGGCCAGAGAAGUUGGCACGGAAGGUGAGCUUGGUGGACAAGCCAAUGUUCAAGGUGUUGCUGGUACCUGGAAAGACUUGACCGACAAUGUCAAUACCAUGGCCAGUAAUUUAACAACCCAAGUGCGUUCCAUUGCGGUAGUGACCAAGGCAGUCGCUAGUGGGGAUUUGUCCAAGAAAAUUGAUGUUGAAACGCGCGGUGAAAUUCGAGAGCUCAAAGAGACGGUGAAUGACAUGGUAGACCAACUUCGUGUGUUUGCUGCAGAGGUAACGCGGGUCGCUCGUCAAGUGGGUACUGAGGGUAUGUUGGGUGGUCAAGCUACCAUCGUUGGUGUCGAUGGUACUUGGAAGGAUUUGACCGACAAUGUGAACCUGAUGGCCAGCAACUUGACUGAUCAAUUGAGAGCCAUUGCUGCUGUCUGUAAAGCAGUGGCGCAGGGUGAUUUAAGCAAGAAGAUUGAGGUUGAAGUGCACGGUGAAAUUGCUGAAUUGAAGAAUACGAUCAAUACCAUGGUGGAUCAAUUAAGCUCGUUCGCAUCUGAAGUGACGCGAGUUGCUAAGGAGGUCGGUACAGAGGGCAAACUGGGUGUUCAAGCGCAAGUGGAGGAUAUUGAGGGUCUGUGGAGAGACAUCACGAGCAAUGUCAAUACCAUGGCUUCCAACUUGACAACACAGGUGCGUGCCUUUGCCCAAAUCUCUGCUGCUGCUACUGAGAAUGACUUUUCUCGCUUGAUUACCGUUGAAGCGUCUGGUGAAAUGGACUCGCUCAAGACCAAGAUCAAUCAAAUGGUGGGCUCUCUCCGCGAUGCCAUACAGAAGAACAGAUUAGCGAGAGAAGCUGCUGAACUGGCCAAUCGAUCCAAGAGCGAGUUCUUGGCCAACAUGAGUCACGAAAUCAGAACACCUAUGAACGGCAUUAUUGGCAUGACAUCCUUGACAUUGGAGACAGAGUUGAACAGGCAGCAAAGAGAAAACUUGAUGAUUGUGUCUAGCUUGGCCAACAGUCUACUCACCAUUAUUGACGACAUUUUGGACAUCUCAAAGAUUGAAGCGGGCCGCAUGACAAUUGAAUCCAUUCCCUUCUCGUUGAGAUCUGCUGUAUUCAGUGUGCUCAAGACGCUGGCAGUCAAGGCAAAUCAAAAGAAACUCGACCUCAUUUAUCACGUCGAUCAAUCUAUUCCUGAUCAGCUCAUUGGUGACCCUCUUCGUCUGCGACAAGUCAUUACCAACUUGAUUGGCAAUGCUGUCAAGUUUACCACGCAAGGUGAAGUUGUGCUUCGCACCAGAGCUGUGCGUAUGCAAGAUAGCACUGUCAGACUCGAGUUCUGUGUAAGUGAUACUGGUAUUGGUAUUCAGGAGGACAAGCUGAAUGUGAUUUUUGAUACUUUCUGCCAAGCCGAUGGUUCAACAACUCGUGAAUACGGUGGCACUGGUCUUGGUCUGUCCAUUUCAAGACAUUUAGUGCAGCUAAUGGGCGGUGAUUUGUGGGUGGAAUCAAAGUAUGGCCGUGGAUCCGAGUUCUACUUUACUGUCAACUUUUUCCAAUUCAGUCUGGAUCAAAAGGAAGUGAUUGAAAAGAUUCGUCGCUACAGAAACAGAAGAGUCCUGUUUGUGGACACAAUGAAAGACCAGACAGGCGCUAUAGACAAUGUCACCAUGCUUGGACUGAAGCCUUACCGCGUAGAUAGCAUUGAGGAAGCCGCUGCCAUCUCCAAUGCUAAUUCCAGCAAGAGCAAGCACGCUCCCUUCUUCGACACUGUCAUCAUUGACAAGAUGGCAUCUGCUGAAAAGAUUCGAGAGAUUGUGCCAUUGCGAUACACACCCAUUGUCCUGAUCGCUCCUGAAGUUCAUUUGCUCAACAUGAAGCUCUGCAUUGAUUUGGGUAUCACUGGCUACAUCAACUCACCUACCACGCUGGCUGACAUGGCUGCUGUCAUGUUGCCUGCUUUGGAAAGUCAUGCUGCUCUCCCAAGCGAUGCGUCCAAGACGGUACCUUUAGAAGUACUCCUUGCAGAGGACAACGAUGUCAAUCAAAAACUUGCUGUGCGAAUCCUGGAGAAGUUUGGUCACCAUGUCAAGGUAGUUGCCAAUGGUAAACUCGCUGUAGAAGCCUACGAAUCGCAAACAUUUGACCUGAUUCUCAUGGAUGUCCAAAUGCCUGUGAUGGGCGGUUUUGAAGCGACACAAAAGAUUCGAGAAAUCGAGCACAAAAUGAACAACAACUCCCAUAUACCUAUUAUUGCAUUGACAGCACAUGCUAUGAUUGGUGAUCGUGAAAAGUGUCUGCAAGCUGGCAUGGAUGAAUAUGUCACGAAACCGUUGCGAUUCCCUGAAUUGAUUGCUGCUAUCAAAAAGUUUGCACCACAAUCAGCUCACAUGAUGGUGCAAGGCAAAUCUAAGGCCCCUAUUGCCAAGAAGUGA
Mucor velutinosus is the source of this 9696-nucleotide messenger RNA. RefSeq lists its product as uncharacterized. Gene Ontology annotation, cellular component: membrane. Gene Ontology annotation, biological process: phosphorelay signal transduction system; cellular hyperosmotic response; phosphorylation. Bases 1 to 9696 code for a protein of 3231 amino acids. The record is from RefSeq and is a predicted model, not a curated record. Gene Ontology annotation, molecular function: phosphorelay sensor kinase activity. The transcript has 8 exons. Lineage: Eukaryota; Fungi; Mucoromycota; Mucoromycetes; Mucorales; Mucoraceae.